AUGGAGGUCGCCUCAUCAGGCGUGCCAAAUGGCGUCUCGAAAUCAGAGACUGCAGCUGUGGUUGAUUCCGGCGCGGUCAUUCAGUACUUGAUCGAUGUGCUGCAGGUAACACUGGGAGCCCAACGGUCCGAGCUGGAAAGCGCUGGGAGCUUGCUUUCGGAAUCCAAGUACAAUGAAACGCUGCAACGGUGUACACGAUUUGCUUCGGAAACGCAAGAGGCGCUCUAUGUGCAGAAAGACAUUGUGACAGCGGAGGAAACAAAUGGCGAGACGGAGGACCAAGUAGUGCAAUAUGUCUACAACCUCUCCUCCGAUAUCUCGUCCGCUUCUACAACCGUGGCUUCGGUCGCUAUCAUCAAACGGCCCGUUCCAAUCGACAUGAGUCUGCCCAUGGCAUCGCAAGUCCAGGUCAUGAACCUUCCUGGCCCUGCUUCACUUAGCAACUCGUCCGCCCAGCAAGGAAAUUCAAUGUCGCCAUACCAGAUCCUUCACUUGAUGCUACACCACGGACUGAGUCCUUACUUUGAAUCAUACACUCGCAGCCAGGAGACGGCCGCUGGCACGAAAUCGAAAACGGAUACGGAGGCGAAGACAGGUAUUCCGGGAGCCAAGAAGAAAUUCGCGGACUUGGAGCUGGGCUUGUUGCACCUCCAGCAGAAUGUGGAGAUUCCGGCUCUGAACCUGCCCCUUCAUGAAGUGGUGCAAGCUGCUCUGAAGGAGGCGGAAGCGCGUGGUAUCAAACCGUCGGUCGAGUUGAUUCCAUCGACAGUGCUGGAGAGCAGUGCUUUCACGAACAGUAUUCAAAGUGUCGUGAACGGUUGGAUCAGAUCCAUCCAGACGAUCACCAAAAUGUCUCGUGACCCGGAUAGCGAAUCUGCAAGUCCCGAGGUCAAUUUUUGGCUCUCCCUUGAGGCUGCUCUAGAGGGCAUCGAUGCCCAGCUGGAAAGCGAGGGUGUCCGGUUAACUAUGGACAUUCUGCGCCAUGCGAAAAGAUAUCAGCCGACCCUGAGUUUCGUGGCAGAUACUGGGCUGAAAGAAGCUACCGAUCUAGUUCAGAAAUACAACCAGCUGAUGCGGGACUUCCCUCUCGAUGAGCUUCUAUCUGCGACUUCCCUACAAAAGGUUCAGGAAUCACUCAACCUCAUUUUCACUCACCUGAAUAAGAAGUUGAAGAUUUGCCCCUAUCCUAUCAAGCGGGCCCUUUCACUUGUUGAAGCUAUCUCAGGAGAUUUGGAUAAAAAGAUCCAUGAGUUGAUUACGGGACGCACUAUCUUGCACUUGGAUUAUCGUGAGUUCCGAUCAUUGAUGAAAACCACACAAGCGAUCUGGCGGACUUGGGACGAGAACCUGAAGGAGUUCACAAACGUUGCACGUGAAUCAACGCGGCGUCGCAACGAAAAAUUCAUCCCGAUUAAGAUCAAUGCGAGACACGAUAAGACCCGUGAGCGGGUGAAGUACGUCGACACUUUCAGGAUCAACCACGAGCAACUUCAGAAGACCAUUAUCAACGUUCUCGGGCCCAAUAGCUCUUCAUCUGCUGAGAAUGGAACUGGAGUUGAUGCCGAUGGUGCUGUGAUCGUUGAAGAGAUCGGCGAUGUCGAUGCCGUGGAGGAAGUUGCUCUCGCCUACGCUGCUCUCAAGAAUGUAGAUGUGUUGGAUGUUUCACAGGAAGGAGCUCUGAAUUGGGAGCAGGCUGAAAUUGCCUACAGUGAGCGUACUUCGCGUGUUGAGAAUUCUAUCAUUGCUCGUCUACGUGACCGACUAGCGACCGCCAAGAAUGCCAAUGAGAUGUUCCGUGUAUUCUCAAAGUUCAACGCCCUCCUUGUUCGCCCUAAGAUUCGUGGUGCAAUUGGGGAGUAUCAGACACAGCUCAUUGAUAAUGUCAAGCGAGACAUCAGUGCUUUGCAUGAGCGCUUCAAGCAACAGUAUGGUAACUCUGAAGCUCAUGCGAUGGCUCAAUUACGCGAUCUGCCGCCCGUGUCGGGUGCUAUUAUCUGGACCCGCCAGAUCGAGCACCAACUCGACGGCUACAUGCGCAAGGUCGAGAAUGUUCUCGGCGAGAACUGGCAUCUGCAUGCCGAGGGCCAGAAGCUACAGAACGAGGGCAACUUGUUCCGCAAGAAGCUCGAUACUCGGCCCGUCUUCGAGUCCUGGCUGUGGGAUGUUCAACGGCGCCAUUUUACAAUCGCUGGACGGCUGUUUAAUGUUGUGCGCAACCGAUCAGCAGGAAAUGUUCUGGAACUGGCAGUCAACUUCGAUGCUCAAAUCAUUGCCCUCUUCAAGGAGGUCCGGAAUCUUAUCUGGCUUAACUUUCAGGUCCCUCAUGCUGUCAGCAAUAUCUCUAAAGAGGCGAAGCGUGUUUAUCCCUACGCGAUCAGUCUGAUGGAGAGUGUUCGCACUCUGCUGCAGACCAAUCGAGCAAUCGCGUCGAUGACCGGUGUUAAUAUGUUGCUCAACGGCUACAUGAAUGAUGCACAGAUCAUGGUUGCCAAGGGUAUUCCUCUCCGAUGGGAAUCCUUUGUCCAUUCUUACGAGCUGCACGUCAAGCAAUCGGCAUUGGCAAACGGUGCUAUCGAGGCUUCUUUGCCUGGUCGCUCUGAAAGCAAGCAUGUUCAAUUUGUGCGCGAGUUUGCCAUCUCAGCAUCCACUCUCCAGACCAAGACUACUGUACUUGACACUAUCAACGAGAAUAUCCAGAAAUCGAUCCACGAACUCAAGACUUGUCCAUACGAUGCAUCGGCUUUCAAACACCGCCUGGACAGCAUUCAAGUCGCUGUUGAUAAGCUUAACCUGGAAAAUUAUGUCAAUCUUGGAUACUGGGUUGCCGAGCUCAAUCGAAGCAUCGAGGCAAUUUUGCGUGAUCGCCUCCUUCGUGCUGUGCGCGAGUGGAUUAUUAUCUUCCAGGAUACCUUAAACGAGAACUCGACGGUUUCUCAUCAACAACUCGCAGCGGCCGAAACGGACGCUAUGAACUACAAGAUCCAGUUCCCUGAGCUUUUCCACGAGAUUUUGAUGAAAAAUCAAGUCCUUCACCUGGAUCCGCCUUUGCAAUUCGCACGCGCAAGUUGGUUCUCGCACUUUGAUGCGUGGCUCGGAGUGAUCUGUAAUUUGGAAAAGAUCAAACCUUCCCGUUACCAGAUCUCCAUCAGUGUGCAGAAUGUCCGCCUAUCUGAAGUCUCCUUCUCCGACCUGCCACAAAAUUGCACUAAGGAGCUCAAUCAAGUCUAUGAUGUUGUCGAGGGAAGAUUGAAGGACGUUUCCGAGUAUGUCGAUAAGUGGCUCCAGUUCCAAUCCCUAUGGGAUCUUCGGUCUGAGCAGGUUUACGAGAUUCUGGGUGAUGAUUUGUCCCAAUGGCUACAACUUCUUCAGGAAAUUAGAAAGAGCCGGGCUACAUUCGAUACUUCGGAGGUCAGCCGAGGAUUUGGUAACAUCAGAAUUGACUAUGAGCAAGUGCAAACUAAGGUCAAUGCCAAGUACGACCAAUGGCAGCACGAGAUACUUGUCAAGUUUGGCUCUAAGCUUGGCAGCCGUAUGAGAGAGGUUCAUUCGGAAAUCGCUGCUGCUCGCCGAGACCUCGAGGGCCAAACUUUGGAAGCUUCUUCAACGGCACAUGCUGUGUCUUUCAUCACCAUUGUUCAGCAAUGCAAGCGCAAGACUCGCGUGUGGGAGCCCGAGGUUGAUCUUUUCCGCCAAGGUCAAACCACGCUCGCCCGUCAGCGUUACCAGUUCCCAUAUGACUGGCUUCAUUUUGACAAUGUUGAUGGUGAAUGGGCAGCUCUCAAUGAACUCCUAGGCCGCAAGAGCAAAAUUGUCAAUGAACAAACCGAGGGCCUGCGUGCGAAGAUCAGUGCGGAAGAUCAUGUCAUUGCUGGCAAGAUUGCUGAGGUCAUUGGUCAAUGGAAUGACGAGAAGCCUGUAUCUGGCACUAUCCCUCCCGAGGAAGCCUCUCGUACCCUGAGCUCUUUCCAGUCUCGCCUCGAAGCUCUGCAAUCCGAAUUUGAGAUGGUGUCCAAGGCCAAGGAGGCUCUUGAUCUUCCCCAAAGCUCGGAAUCGUCACUGCCUCCUAUUCUCGAGGAGGUUCAGGACUUUAUGUCUGUGUGGGCUGCUUUGGCGACUAUCUGGAAUAGUCUCAAUGAUCUUCGCGAUGGACUGUGGACUAGCAUUCAGCCUAGAAAGCUCCGCCAAUCUCUGGACAACUUGAUCAAAAUGACCAAGGAGAUGCCCAGCCGUAUGAGGCAAUAUGCUGCCUUUGAACACAUUCAGAAUGUCCUUCGCCAACUUUUGAAGGUCAACUCCCUUCUCUCGGACAUGAAAUCUGAAGCUGUCAAGGAAAGACACUGGCAUAAGAUCUACAAGAGCCUCAAACCAGACAAGCGUUUCUCCCUCGUUUCUUUGACUCUCGGCGAUGUCUGGGAUUUGCAGCUCUCGUCAAGCGAUACCAUCAUUCGCGCUAUCAUUGCACAGGCCCAAGGCGAGAUGGCAUUGGAAGAAUUCUUGAAGUCGGUUCGCGAAACUUGGCAGAACUACUCCCUGGAUCUGGUGCACUACCAGAACAAAUGCCGUCUUAUCAAAGGCUUUGACGAUCUCUUCGCCAAGUGCAGUGAGAACUUGAACUCCCUCCAGGCCAUGAGACAUUCUCCGUAUUACAAGGAAUUCGAAGAAGAAGCCACUUCUUGGGAAGAUAAAUUGAACCGAGUACACGUUCUUUUCGACGUCUGGAUCGAUGUCCAGCGACAGUGGGUCUACUUGGAAGGUGUGUUCACUGGCAAUGCCGAUAUCAAGCAUCUCCUUCCCUUGGAAUCGGGCCGUUUCCAGAACAUCAAUUCCGAAUUCUUUGCUGUCAUGAAGAAGGUCUACAAGUCUCCAUUUGUGUUGGAUAUUCUUGCUAUCGUCGACGUACAGAAGUCCUUGGAGCGGUUGGCCGAUCUGCUGAACAAGAUCCAGAAGGCUCUCGGUGAAUACUUGGAGCGUGAGCGUGUCUCGUUCCCUCGAUUCUACUUCGUUGGUGAUGAGGACUUGCUCGAGAUUAUUGGUAACAGCAAUGACGUCUUCCGCGUCGCCAAGCACUUCAAGAAGAUGUUCGCUGGAAUGUCAGGUCUUGUUAUGGAUGAUGAUAACAACAUCGUCGCAUUCACCUCGAAGGAGGGCGAGGAAGUCCGCCUGAGGAAUCAAAUAAACCUCCUCAAGACUCCGCGAAUCAAUGACUGGCUUACGGCCUUAGAGACCAACAUGAAGAUCACCCUUGCACAGCUUCUUGGUGAGGCAUCUGAACAAUUCGAAACGCUUUAUAGUAGCAACGAUGUGGAUCCAACGGGCUUCAAUGACUUCCUGGCGAACUAUCCUGCCCAGAUUGUUGUCCUUGCUAGUCAGGUUACUUGGACCAACGCAGUGCAGGAGUCCCUCGAGAAAGGAGGAGCAACUCUUCCUGCGUUGCACGCUGCUGAGGUACGAAUUCUCGAAUUGCUGGCAGCGACUGUGCUGGGUGAACUUGAUCCAAUCACCCGCAAGAAAUGUGAACAUAUGAUCACGGAGUUCGUGCAUCAACGCGAUUGCAUCUCGAAGCUGAUCAGUCUCAACGCUACGACGCCCACGCACUACCACUGGCUCCUUCAGAUGCGUUAUGUCUACAAGGCUGAAGAUGAUUACUUGGAACGCCUGUAUGUUCACAUGGCCAAUGCCAAGCUGGCCUACGGAUUUGAGUAUUUGGGUGUCCCCGAGCGUCUUGUCCGCACCCCUCUCACAGAUCGUUGUUUCCUCACCCUCACUCAAGCUCUCUGUCAACGACUGGGUGGUUCUCCCUAUGGUCCCGCUGGUACCGGAAAAACCGAGUCAGUCAAGGCAUUGGGCCUGCAACUUGGACGUUUCACCCUUGUCUUCUGUUGUGAUGACACAUUCGAUUUCCAGGCAAUGGGUCGCAUCUUCCUCGGUAUCUGUCAAGUAGGUGCCUGGGGUUGUUUCGAUGAGUUCAAUCGUCUGGAAGAACGUAUUCUGUCGGCUGUCUCCCAGCAGAUUCAGAACAUUCAAAUUGGUCUGAAAACAAGCGGAGAUGGCGAGAAGUCCCAGAUCGAACUCGUGGGUAGACGACUUGCCGUGAAUUCCAACACCGGAAUUUUCAUUACCAUGAAUCCUGGCUAUGCUGGUCGAUCCAACUUGCCAGACAAUUUGAAGAAGUUGUUCCGCAGUGUUGCCAUGUCCAAACCUGAUAAGGAGCUCAUUGCCGAAGUUAUGCUUUUCUCUCAAGGUUUCAAGCAAGCGAAGGCCCUUUCCAAGCAGACUGUUCCCUUCUUCGACCACUGUGCUUCCCGACUCUCUAAGCAGGCUCACUACGACUUCGGUCUCCGUGCAUUGAAGAGUGUGCUCGUGAGCUCAGGUGGCCUCAAGCGCGCUCGUCUUGCCACCUCCGAUGGAGAGUUAGGCCCCGAUGCGGUCAUUGAGCCUCAAAUUAUUGUCCAAAGUCUUCGGGAGACAAUUGCUCCCAAACUUGUUAGGGACGAUGUAGAGACGAUGUUGGAUAUUCAGAUGGAAGACUUCCCUGGUGUUGAUUAUGUGCCUGCCAACUUUGAGAAGCUCACUCAAGCGAUCCGUGAUAUUGCUACUAAAGAACAACAUCUCGUGGACAGUGAGAUGUGGAUUACCAAGGCACUCCAAUUAUACCAGAUUCAAACCAUCCACCAUGGUGUCAUGAUGGUGGGUAAGUCAGGAGCCGGUAAAUCAGCAGCCUGGAAGAUUCUCCUACAAGCGAUGCAACGCAUCGAAGGUGUGGAGGGCGUCUCCCACAUUAUCGACUCCAAGGUCAUGUCGAAGGAGUCUCUUUAUGGAAACCUUGACAGUACCACUCGUGAAUGGACUGACGGUCUCUUCACUGGAAUCCUGAGAAAGAUCGUGGAUAACCUCCGAGGUGAAGAUGGCAAACGUCAUUGGAUCGUAUUUGACGGUGAUGUUGAUCCUGAAUGGGUUGAGAACUUGAACAGUGUUCUAGAUGACAACAAACUCCUCACUCUCCCCAACGGAGAACGUCUCAACCUGCCUCCGAAUGUUCGCAUUAUGUUCGAAGUUGAAAGCUUGAAGUAUGCUACACUCGCCACGGUCAGUCGUUGCGGUAUGGUGUGGUUCAAUGCCGAUACCGUUACUCCAACCAUGAUGAUUUCCAACUACGUUGAAAGCCUCAGAACGAAGACAUUCGAAGACCUAGAUGAAGACAACGCGCCCGCCGGAACAGCAGUAGUCCGCACGCAGGAUGCCCAGGACACUGUUGCAACCAUUCUCAAACAAUUCCUCGAGGUUGAUGAUUUAGUUCUCAAGGCUCUGGAAGAAGCAAAGAAAUACAACCAUAUCAUGGAGUUCACGGACAUCCGGGCCCUCAACACUCUUUUCAGUUUGCUGAACAAGUCCUGCCGGAACGUUCUCGAAUACAAUGCCCAACACCCAGAUUUCCCACUGGAUUCCGAGCAGAUCGAGUCAUAUAUCUCUAAGAAGCUUCUUCUUGCAUUGGUCUGGUCUCUUACUGGUGAUUGCCCACUCGCUGACCGCAAGGCAUUUGGACAAUACAUUACUGGAAUGUCUACUAUCGAUCUCCCGCCUGACGGAGACUCAUCUCUCAUUGACUAUGAUGUCACCCUCCCCAAGUCUGACUGGACCAGCUGGCAGUCACAGGUGCCCACGAUUGAUAUCAACACACAUUCCGUCACCCAAACCGAUGUCAUCAUUCCAACAGUGGAUACUGUCCGUCACGAGGAUGUGCUUUAUUCAUGGCUUGCGGAGCAUAAGCCUUUGCUGCUUUGUGGCCCUCCUGGUUCCGGUAAGACCAUGACAUUGUUCGCCGCGCUCAGAAAGCUUCCGAACAUGGAGGUUGUUGGCCUCAAUUUCUCAAGCGCUACCACUCCUGAUCUGCUGAUCAAAACUUUCGAGCAAUACUGCGAGUACAAGAAGACUCUGAACGGUGUGGUAAUGUCCCCUAACCAGAUCGGUCGCUGGCUUGUCAUCUUCUGCGACGAAAUCAAUCUUCCGGCCCCUGAUCGUUACGGUACUCAGCGCGCCAUCUCCUUCCUGCGUCAACUUGUGGAGCAAAAUGGAUUCUGGAGAACUACCGACAAGACCUGGGUCACUCUGGAUCGCAUUCAAUUUGUUGGCGCCUGUAACCCUCCUACUGAUGCUGGUCGUACACCGAUGGCCGAGAGAUUCUUGCGCCAUGCACCACUUAUCAUGGUCGAUUACCCCGGUGAGAUUUCUCUCAACCAGAUUUACGGCACAUUCAACUCGGCUAUUCUCAAGAUUCUUCCCUUGUUGCGUGGAUACUCUGAAGCCCUCACUCGGGCUAUGGUCCAGUUCUAUCUCGAAUCCCAAUCUAGAUUCACUCCCAAGAUUCAGCCACACUAUGUUUACUCGCCUCGUGAGCUCACUCGAUGGGUUCGUGGUCUUUACGAAGCUAUUAAGCCUUUGGAAACCCUCACUGUUGAAGGUCUGGUCCGUAUUUGGGCACACGAAGCUUUACGUCUUUUCCAAGACAGACUCGUGAAUGAAGAGGAGAGAGCUUGGACAGCAGAUGCUGUUCGCAGGAUCGCCUUGGAACAUUUCCCUACUAUUGAUGAUCAAGAAGCACUCAAGGGCCCAAUCCUGUUCUCCAACUGGUUGUCCAAGAAUUACAUUCCUGUCGAGCAAGAGAGUCUCCGCGAGUUUGUGAAGGCACGUCUUAGAACCUUCUGCGAAGAGGAGGUAGACGUUCCGCUCGUGUUGUUCAACGACGUCCUUGAGCACGCACUACGCAUCGAUCGAGUCUUCCGCCAACCCCAAGGCCAUCUCAUUCUUAUCGGUGUGAGUGGAAGUGGAAAGACAACCUUGUCUCGCUUUGUUGCUUGGAUGAAUGGUCUCAAGGUCUUCCAGAUCAAGGUGCACGGAAAGUACUCUUCGGAAGAUUUCGAUGAUGAUCUUCGCAGCGUUCUUCGCCGCGCAGGAUGCAAGGGCGAGAAGAUUUGUUUCAUCAUGGAUGAAGCAAACGUCCUUGACUCUGGCUUCCUGGAACGCAUGAACACCUUACUUGCAAACGCAGAAGUCCCCGGUCUCUUCGAAGGCGAUGAAUUCUCCUCAUUGAUGACUGCUUGCAAGGAGGGAGCCCAGCGUCAAGGCUUGCUUCUUGAUUCACAGGAGGAGCUAUACAAGUGGUUCACCCAGCAGAUUAUCAAGAACCUCCAUGUUGUGUUCACCAUGAACCCGCCAGAGGAGGGCCUGUCUUCAAAGGCAGCUACCAGUCCCGCCUUGUUCAAUCGUUGUGUGCUGAACUGGAUGGGCGACUGGUCUGAUCAAGCCCUGUUCCAGGUUGGCUCCGAGCUCACUCAAUCGGUCGACCUCGACAAGCCCAACUUCAUCUCCCCUGACAGUAUUCCCGUUGCAUACCGUGAUUUGGCUCUCCCUGCAUCACACAGAGACACGGUUAUCAAUUCCAUGGUUUAUAUCCACCACUCUUUGCACCGCUUCAAUGGGCGGCUGCAGAAGCAACAGGGUCGGGCCACUUUCCUCACUCCUCGCCAUUACCUCGACUUUGUUGCGCAGUAUGUUAAGUUGUUCAACGAGAAGCGUGAGGACCUCGAGGAACAACAGCGUCACUUGAAUAUUGGUCUCGAAAAGCUUCACGACACUGUCGACAAAGUGAGCGAUCUUCGGGCUAGUCUGGCACAAAAGAAGAUGCAGUUGGAGAAGAAGGAUACGGAAGCGAACGAGAAAUUGCAGCGCAUGGUUGCUGAUCAGCAAGAGGCAGAGCAGCGGAAGCAGGUCUCAUUGGAAGUGCAGGCUGCGUUGGAAAUUCAGGAGAAGGAGGUGGCAACUCGAAAGGAAGUUGUUUUGAAUGAUUUGGCCCAAGCUGAGCCAGCUGUUUUGGAAGCCCAGAAGAGUGUCAGCAACAUCAAACGUCAACACCUGACGGAAGUUCGAUCUAUGGGUAACCCCCCAGCCAGCGUCCGACUUGCCUUGGAAGCCGUAUGCACACUGCUCGGCCACACUGUCGACAGUUGGAAGACAAUUCAAGGUCUCAUUCGUCGAGACGACUUCAUUGCCAGUAUUGUCAAUUAUGACAAUGAGCGCCAGAUGACGCGCAGACAUCGUACCAAGAUGCAGAACGAGUUCCUCUCGAAGGAGGACUUCACAUAUGAGCGAGUCAACCGCGCCAGUAAGGCCUGUGGUCCUUUGGUGCAAUGGGUCGAAGCUCAGGUUAACUACUCUGCAAUUCUUGACCGCGUCGGCCCUCUGCGUGACGAGGUUGACCAACUCGAGGAACGGGCCCUGCAAACCAAGGCUGAAGCCCAGGCCAUUGAAAAUACCAUCAACAGCCUGGAAAGCAGUAUCGCUACCUACAAGGCUGAGUACGCGGCCUUGAUCAGCGAAACACAGGCGAUCAAGACCGAGAUGAGCCGUGUUCAGUUCAAGGUCGACCGCAGUGUUCGUUUGCUCGACAGUUUGUCUUCCGAGCGUGAGCGUUGGGAAGAUGGCAGCAAGUCAUUCGAAACUCAGAUUAGCACCCUCGUUGGUGACGUUCUCAUUGCAGCUGCUUUCCUUGCGUAUGCUGGUCUCUACGACCAGCAGUUCCGUAAGGCAAUGGCCGAGGAUUGGGUCCACCAACUGGGCGCUUCUGGCAUUCACUUCAAGCCUCACAAUCCAAUUACAGAGUACUUGUCCAAUGCCGAUGAACGUUUGACUUGGCAGAGUCAUUCCCUACCCGUCGACGACCUUUGCACAGAGAACGCCAUCAUUCUCAAGAGAUUCAACAGAUACCCACUUAUUGUUGAUCCAUCUGGCCGCAUUACAGAGUUCUUGCAGAAGCAAAGCAAAGAACGGAAACUUACCGUCACUAGUUUCCUGGACGAUUCCUUCGUCAAACAAUUGGAGAGUGCCUUGCGUUUCGGAAACCCCAUCCUUAUCCAGGAUGCCGAGCAUCUCGACCCUAUCCUCAACCAUGUCCUCAACAAGGAAUACCAGAGGACUGGUGGCCGUGUUCUUAUUCAAUUGGGCAAGCAAGAAAUUGAUUUCUCCCCGUCGUUCAAGCUCUUCCUCUCGACUCGGGAUCCCUCUGCGUCAUUCCCGCCGGAUAUCUGCAGUCGUACCACCUUUGUCAACUUUACUGUCACCCAGAGCAGCUUGCAGACACAGUCUCUCAACGAUGUGCUGAAGUUCGAGCGGCCCGAUGUCGAUGAACGUCGCAACAAUCUUGUUAAGAUGCAAGGAGAGUUCAAGGUCCAUCUCCGACAACUUGAGAAGCGACUUUUGCAAGCCCUUAACGAGUCUCGUGGUAAUAUUCUUGAUGAUGACAAUGUCAUUGAAACCCUUGAGACUCUCAAGAAGGAGGCUGCCGAGAUUUCUCACAAGAUGGACCAGACUGAAGGUGUCAUGCUUGAGGUAGAAAAUGUUACGCAGAACUACAGCAUCAUCGCCCGAUCAUGCAGUGCUGUCUUCGCCGUUCUGGAGCAGCUUCACCACAUUAACCACUUCUAUCAAUUCUCUUUGCAGUACUUUACCGAUAUCUUCAACUCUGUUCUCUACGAGAACAAGCAUCUCGCUCAAGAGAAGGAUCAUUCCGCGCGUGUUCAGAUCAUUGUCAGGGAUUUGUUCAUCAACACCUACAAGCGAACUUCGCUUGGUCUUGUACAAAAGGAUCGCAUCACUCUUGCCAUCUUGCUUGCUCAAGCUACUCCGUUCCCCAUGGAUAGGACCCUCCUUGACCGAGUCCUGGACGAGACAGUAGAAGGCACAGAUCUUUCAACUACCACAGACGCCCGGGAUCAAGUUAUCGCGAAGCUGGGCAACAUGUCUAUCUUCAAAGAGCACCUUUCGAGUGUCACUGAAGAACAAUGGGAUCGCUUCUUCACCGAGGAGCUUGCAGAGAACGUUGUUCCGGUCAUGUGGAAUGAGAGUGUUUCGCAGCUCGAUCAGCUUCUUCGCUCCGUGCUUCUUGUCAAGAUUUGUCGCAUGGACCGAUUCGUGCCAACUGCCGAGCGUUUCGUCGAGGCUGUAUUCGGCCGCGAACUAUUCGAGGGUGCUGCCGAUUUGAAGGACGUUGUCGACCAAGUCACUGCGACCAGGCCCAUUGCACUCAGCUCAAGCCCUGGCUUCGAUGCUAGUUACAAGGUCGAUGCUCUGGUUGAAGCCACACGCGCAACCUGCGCCAAUAUUGCCAUGGGUUCCAACGAAGGUCUCCAGAGCGCCGAUAAGGCCAUCAGCAAUGCAGCUGCAGUUGGUAACUGGGUCCUGGUCAAGAACGUCCACCUGGCACCGGCUUGGCUGCAGAGUCUCGAGAAGAGACUGGAUUCUCUCAAGCCUCACAAGGAGUUCCGUCUCUUCUUAUCUAUGGAGUCUAGCCCUAAGAUUCCUGUCAAUUUGAUUCGCGCCUCGCGUGUUCUGAUGUACGAACAGCCCGCCGGUGUACGUGCCAACAUGAAGGAUUCACUGUCCUCGCUCAAUAUCAGGGCCAGCAAGCCUCCUAUUGAGAAGGCCCGUGUCUAUCUCUUGCUCUGCUUCUUGCACGCCGUGGUCCAGGAGCGACUCCGCUAUGCACCAAGCCUCGGAUGGAAGGGCUUCUGGGAGUUCAACGACAGCGAUUACGAAUGCUCAGCCUACAUCAUUGACCACUGGGUUGAUUCUGUCUCCCAGGGCCGUUCCAACGUUGCCCCUCAGAAGAUCCCAUGGGAGAUGAUCCGCACUCUUAUCACAGAAAUGUACGGUGGUAAAAUCGACGACGCAGGUGACUACCAGCAACUCGAGAACCUGGUCAACAGCUUCCUCACACCCGCCGCCUUCGAGGACGGCUACAAGCUCGUCUCGGGUGUUGAGAACGACAAUCUUUUGACCCUGCCGGAUACCACCAGUAUGCGCGACUUCGUCGCCUGGGUCAAUAACCUGCCGGAACGUGAGCCCCCCUACCUACCUGGGUCUCCCUGCCAAUGCCGAGAAGCUGUUGCUGGUUGGUCAUGGCCGUAA
Molecule: messenger RNA, 12960 nt
Organism: Penicillium paradoxum
Lineage: Eukaryota; Fungi; Ascomycota; Eurotiomycetes; Eurotiales; Aspergillaceae
Exons: 3
Coding region: 1-12960 (4319 amino acids)
Biological process (GO): microtubule-based movement
Cellular component (GO): dynein complex
Molecular function (GO): ATP binding; dynein light intermediate chain binding; minus-end-directed microtubule motor activity
Source: RefSeq, a predicted model, not a curated record